CCACCAGUCUGAUAUUUUAGAUAGCCGCGCUUUCAAAAAGAAAAAAGCCAACGUAACCACAGGCGAAGUUCCCCUCCCCGGAAACCAACCAACGCUAUGAAACACCAGCCGCGUGCGUCAUCAUACAUUCAACGCAACCCACCCUCACACCGCGUUGGCACUUAAAGGCGCAAGGUGCCAUUGACAGCACAGUUGAGCCGAUGGAAACGAGGAAGGCCAGGACGAAUCUUUAGGUAUAAAGAGUCUCGGCGAUUCCAAGAUCGAAGGUUGGAAAGACAAGGACCUCGAGGCCAACAAAGAUACUUCCUUUAUCUUCUCCCCUUACACCCUCUCUUCGCCACCCACCAAGCCCAACACUGCCCUUCUCUACGCUACACGAGAAGCUAUGCAGCCCAUCCCGGUGUGGAAGCGCAAGCUCCUCGACGACGUGGUAGGAAGCUACAAGACCUGCCAGACCGAGGAAGACUUCGGCGGGUUCUUCACCACCCACCGGUCCCAGCACUCGGAUGAUAUCGAGAAGCGCCUUAGCCCGGCCAACCUCGCAAGCAUCGGUUCCAAUUUGGGCCACAGUCCCAGCAGCCAGUUCGAGACUGGCCCCCUUGAUAUCCCAAGCUCAGCCGCCUGGGUCGCAGAGUCUGCCGCGCCGACCACACCGGACGCGGAGUUCAAGAAGAUUAGUAGCGAGUUCCUCAGCGACCAUGAGAAGCAAGCCAACGACAUCAAGGCCAUGACCGAUGAGUUGAAGAAGGACCCCAAUCCCGACGCGGAGGACUGGAGGAAGAAGCUCGAGAAGAAGAGAGACGAGGUCAAGCGGGCGUCGGACAAGAUCAUUGACGACACUUUCAACAAGGCCAUCGCCACAAUUGAAACGCUGCCCGAGAGCCACCGAGCGGCGGCAGCGGAUUUGUGGACUACUAUGUCAACCGGACUUUUGGCUUUCUGGAAACAGGCCUGGGCCGCUAUCCUUUCCGUGGUGGACACGGUGGUGAAGUGGGUUGUGGAUAUGUGGGUCAAGAUCAAGGAGGCUUUCCACACCGUUGUGCAGACCUUCGCCGCCGCUUGGGAUUGGAUUAAACAUAUCGUGGCUUCGAUGGCUGCUGAGCCUGAUGCAAAUUAGCCGUCCUACUAUAGCUCCUCAGAUUAUGUGGCGCUACUGAAAUCGGAAUUCUUGAUUCGCAAGAUUCGCUCCUGGCGAGAUUUGUUCCCGGAUGACAAGAUUCGUGGGACAUGGCUGUGUACCUAGGUACCUUAGGUUUUAGUGACAACUAAGAGAGCAACUAGGAAG
Messenger RNA from Chaetomium fimeti, 1285 nucleotides. RefSeq lists its product as uncharacterized. The record is from RefSeq and is a predicted model, not a curated record. NCBI's taxonomy places the organism in Eukaryota, Fungi, Ascomycota, Sordariomycetes, Sordariales, Chaetomiaceae. Bases 386 to 1117 code for a protein of 243 amino acids. The transcript has a single exon.